AAGAAUUUUUUUUUUGAAAAAUCAACAUCAACAAUCAUUCAGCAAGCCAAAAAAGAAAACGACGAAGAAGAACCGCUACUUUUUUUUUUGCUUUGAAACAAUUUUGCUAUUGCUGCCGCUGCUGCUGCUGAUUGCCUACUUGAUUGCCUUGUUUUAAAGCCUGUCCAAAGAAAGUUAAAUUGUUUUUGAAGCAUCAAAGAAAAAGAUUUUUUCAAUCAUCGCACUCACACAAAGAUUGCUAUCAUCCAUCUAGACACACACACACACACACAUCUAAUCGCUACCGCAAAUUAAGAAUUUCUUUUCAUGAAUUUUGUUUUUGUUGAAAAAUUUAAAAGAAUUUUUUUUUUACUUUUUUCUUUUUUUCUUCCGAAUUCGUCCGAAAUCAACGGUGUGUUUUUGUGUGUGAUCUGUGUGUGUUUUAACACCAUUGUGAUUUUUGUGUGCAUUUCCCCUCCAAUUUACUGUGUACAUUUUGAUCGACAAACAAUUUUUCAUUAAAUUCUUCCAAUAAUCAAAAUCAAUCAUGUCAUUACAUGUAAAUCCAUUGUUAAAUGUAAAAGAUUCACGUUGGUUACAAUUAGAAGUUUGUCGUGAAUUUCAACGAAAUAAAUGUACACGUUCAGAUUCGGAAUGUAAAUUUGCACAUCCAGGUACGAAUGUUGAAAUACAAAAUGGACGUGUUAUUGCCUGUUAUGAUUCGAUAAAGGGACGAUGUAAUCGUGAAAAACCACCAUGUAAAUAUUUUCAUCCACCUAAACAUUUAAAAGAACAAUUAAUAAUUAAUGGUAAAAAUCAUUUGGCCUUAAAAAAUGCCUUAUUACAUCAUCAAGUGCCAUUUCAAACAGUUCUUACUGGUCAAUUACCAAUGGUUGGUUCGAUUGCAUCAUCUAACCUGUUGAAUGCAUAUCAAAGAACAAAUCUUUUCAAUCAACAACAACAACAACAUCCGCAACCAUUUUCAACAACAAUACCCGUUCCUCAUAAUAAUAUUUCAUCAUCAUUGAUGAUCAAUGGCUCUGCCGCUAAUAUUAAUAAUAAUAAUAAUCCAAUGGCUGCUUUUACAAAUGCUUCACAAUUGAAUGGUUCAUUGAUAAUACCUAAUUGUACUUUAUCAGCAAAGGCACCGAAUCCUUAUCUGUCAAAUUUAUCCGCAAUAGCUGCCGCUUCAUCUGCUGCUUAUGGAGCUUAUACGACAACACCAGCUGCGGCUGCUGCUGCUGCCGCUGCUAUGUUGAUGGCACCCGAUCAAUUUGGAUCGUAUGGUUCGUUAACAUCACCGCCACCACCGCCUCAACAACAACAACAACAAAUUUCAACAUCAACGACAACAGCAACAACAUCAUCUUCAUCAAAUAAUAAUAAUCAUAUGAUUACAAUGAAUAAUGUGAAUGCAAAUAAAAUUCGUGCUGCUGCGGCUGCUGCUGCUGCUUGUGCAGCAGCCGCUUCAACUUCUUCCGGUGUUAAUGGUGGUAGUGGUGUUGAUUCACAGAAUGGUACGGCAACUAAUAAUACUGCUUCGCUCGAGCCAUCGCCGACACAUGUAUUGACGACCGAUGUUAAUGCUUCAACAAUCAAUCAUGCUGCUGCUGCUGCGGCGGCUGUAGCUAAUAUUGCAGCUGUAGCUGCUGUUGCUAAUACUGGACGUAAACGUACACGUGAAUCAAAUGAUGAAUUAUUAAUGCAAAUAAGCGGUGCAUAUCCAAUGACAAAACGAACAGCAUUGGAUAAGAAUGGUACACCAUCAUUAUUUCAUCAUCAUAAUAUUGGCCACCAUCAAAUAGCACCAUUAUCAUUGACGCAUCCAAAUUCAACUGCAGCAGCGGCAGCUGCAUAUGCUGCGGCAGCUAAUAAUCAUCAUCAUCAUUAUCAUCAACAACCACAGCAUUUACAGUAUCCACAACAUCAAGCAUUUGCAAUGCCACAACCAUUGGUUCCUUUAUCUUUUUAUUUUCCUCUUCUGAAUCAAGCAAAUCAGAUUCCUCGAUAUUAGAGAAUUUUCAAUCAA
Dermatophagoides pteronyssinus (European house dust mite) is the source of this 2008-nucleotide messenger RNA. RefSeq lists its product as uncharacterized. Gene Ontology annotation, cellular component: cytoplasm; nucleoplasm. Lineage: Eukaryota; Metazoa; Arthropoda; Arachnida; Sarcoptiformes; Pyroglyphidae. The record is from RefSeq and is a predicted model, not a curated record. Gene Ontology annotation, biological process: regulation of RNA splicing. Gene Ontology annotation, molecular function: RNA binding; metal ion binding.